AUAGUUGUGCAUAGGUGUGUCGACCCUUUCGAAAUAAUAACCAUUAGCGGUUCUUGUCGGUAAUUAGGGAGACAAAUUAUUUAGUGUUGUUCGUUCUUGCAACGAUAAAGAUGGCGGCCAACGAAGAAAAUAGUCGAGUUUUGAUACUCGGAGGGACAGGAUUCAUUGGCAGAAAUUUAGUUCACUAUUUGGUUUCUAAUAAUUUAGCAAGCAAGGUGAGAGUUGCAGAUAAGGUGCCCCCUCAGAUGGCUUGGAUGAACAAGAUUCAUAAAGAUGUCUUUGCUAGUCCAGUAGUAGAGUUUAAACAUUCCAAUCUUAUAAACCCAGCGUCGGUGUCAUCCGUGUUCACAGACGAGUCGGGAAAUUACGAUUUCGUGAUAAACCUUGCGGCUGAAACAAAAUAUGGACAAUCAGACAACGUUUAUAGGGAAGGUAUCGUGAGACUUGGUAUGAACUGUGCGGAGGAAGCAGCCAGAAGAAAUGUGAAAUUAUAUAUUGAGAUAUCGUCUGGUCAAAUGUAUUCCAGUGAUAAGAAACCUGCCAAUGAGGAUUUGAAACCUGAUCCAUGGACGCAUGUAGCCAAGUAUAAGUUACAGGUGGAGAACCAAUUAAGUCAUGUGACGGGUCUGAAAUAUCGUGUAAUAAGACCUGCUAUAGUUUAUGGUGUCGGAGACAAAUGUGCACUUGGUCCUAGAAUUAUAAUUGGUGCAAUAUACAAGUAUAUCAGACAAAGAAUGAAGUUGCUAUGGACGAAGGAACUAAAGAUGAACACUAUCCAUGUAGAUGAUCUAUGUAAAGCUAUUUGUCAUUUAUUCACUCACGGUGAGUCAGGGCAGGUGUAUCAUUGUGUGGAUAAAGGACAUACAAAUCAAGGACAAAUUAGUGAGUUAGUGGCUCAGAUAUUUGGCAUUUCUUAUGAAUUUCUUGGAUCUAUCAAAUCAAACCUGGCAAGAAUGAACAUGACCUCGGUUGUAGAAGAUAUCAAUGAUAAACACAUGGCGCCCUGGGCCGAGGCUUGUACCAGAGAUGGCAUCAAAAACACUCCUCUAAAUCCAUUCUUAGAUCAGGAGUUACUAUACAACAAGCAUAUACAUUUAGAUGGUAGUAAAUUAGAAGAAACUGGCUUCACAUGUGACCACCCAUACCUGGAAAUUACACAACUUAAACAGGUCCUUGAUGAUUAUAUCAAUAUGGGAUUAUUUCCUCAAACUUUGUUGUCAGGGGAGACAAAUCUGAAGAACCGAUUAGAAGACCUUGACUUGGAGAAUGACCUUGACUUGGAGAAUGACCUUGGCUUGGAGAACGACCUUGAGAAUGGUAAUGUUGAAGAGCUCCAGGAGGAGAUAAAAAAAGUUCAUUUGGACAAUGGAAGCUGAUGCAGUCAUCUUGGUGUUACGAGCACAUGUUGUAUUUUAAGUUCGACCAAUCAUAAAUGUUUUUUUAUAUCUCUGCCGCAUUACAUUACCAAGAUAUACAUGUAGAUAUCAUUCCUUUCGCCACAUUACAUUACCAAGAUAAACAUGUUGAUAUCAUUCCUUUCGCCACAUUACAUUACCAAGAUAAACAUGUUGAUAUCAUUCCUUUCGCCACAUUACAUUACCAAGAUAUACAUGUUGAUAUCAUUCCUUUCGCCACAUUACAUUACCAAGAUAUACAUGUUGAUAUCAUUCCUUUCACCACAUUACAUUACCAAGAUAUACAUGUUGAUAUCAUUCCUUUCGCCACAUUACAUUACCAAGAUAUACAUGUAGAUAUCAUUCCUUACGCCACUUGUUUGACUGUAAAAAAGACUGGAAAGUCCAUGCAUAUUAGGGGUGUCAUGUUAAUCUGUUGAAACCCGUUGUGACCGGUUUUUAGCAAAAAAAAAACUGUUAAAAAAUACAAUAACCGGUAACCUAGCUAAGUAUUGACAAAGGGGCGAAUAAGUAAUAAGUCGAUUCUAAAUAUUACCUUAGUUUUUUUCAUAACAAGAUAUGACAACUGUUUGUAUUUUAGUUGUACUCAACAAUGUAUUUUUUUCGAUCUGAGCAAAUAUGAUACAACCCUUGCAGAAAAUAGUAACUUCUUGUUCGGAUAUGUAUUGUAAUCAAAAAAAAUUUUUGGGACAACAAAAUAUUUACAAAAUAACAUUUUGCAUUAUGAUAAAGAAACAAAAAUAAGUAUAUGUUGUACAUGUAAAUCUAAAGAUUUUAUUAGUUUGGUCUGUUAAACGUUUAACACGGUUAUAACGUUUAUGGUUUAAACGGUUAGCAUUUUUUUCUAACAGUGACACCCUUUACGCAUUAAUUGGAACAAGAAGAUUUUGGCUUUAUGCAAACACAGCUUAUAGAUGAAGAAUAUGUUAUUGUUACAUUUAUUUACAUCUAAAAAGGAAUGAAUUUUCUGUUUUUUAUAUACUUUUUCUCUUUUAAGAUGUUACAAUUUGAAAAUUUUGUGUCUUGGCUGAAUUAAGAAAAAAGUAGUUCUGGCAAGAUAUCGGUGAAAAUAUUGAAAAUAUGUUUCACAGUAGUGAUAAAUAAAUUUUUACAGUGAAAAGGAAAAUGAAAAUAUGCGUUAUAUUUCAUCAAAAUUUCUCAAUACUUCAUUUAUACGUAUAUGAUAAAGAUUCAUUACUUAACGUAUUCAACUUGUUCUAUUUAAAUGUUAUGCUCACCAAGAACUUGCACAAUAAAACAAGUUUUUUUGGGGGACAAAAACUUUCAUUCCAAAGUACUUGAUUAGCUUAUUGCAGAUAAAGGGACCAAAAAUGAUGAAAGUAUAGAAGUUUUUUU
Ruditapes philippinarum (Manila clam) is the source of this 2771-nucleotide messenger RNA. RefSeq names its product GDP-6-deoxy-D-talose 4-dehydrogenase-like. The transcript is spliced from 13 exons. Bases 111 to 1376 code for a protein of 421 amino acids. NCBI's taxonomy places the organism in Eukaryota, Metazoa, Mollusca, Bivalvia, Venerida, Veneridae. The record is from RefSeq and is a predicted model, not a curated record.